Messenger RNA from Brassica rapa (field mustard), 2463 nucleotides. Its product is annotated as F-box/kelch-repeat protein At3g13680. Gene Ontology annotation, molecular function: protein binding. The record is from RefSeq and is a predicted model, not a curated record. Lineage: Eukaryota; Viridiplantae; Streptophyta; Magnoliopsida; Brassicales; Brassicaceae.
GGUUGCCGCAGGUUUCGGCGUCAGCGGCGGCGGCAGCGUCAAUGAGGACAGUUGUUGUUCGUUUCGCAGACGCUGACGCUGCCGCAUACUAUGUCGCAACCGCAGGUUUUAUCGGCGUCAGCCGCAAGACGCGGCGUCAGACGCAGCUUCCUGCGUCAACGAAACGAACAAGAGUUGACGCAGAAUGUUGACGCUGCUGUUGCCGCCGGUACCUGCAGCAACCAAACGAACAGCCUUUUAGUUCUUUUUUCUCAAAAAACAGACAAGAGUACAUUUGUACACCAGUCCAUUCCGAUUUAGUUUUGGUAUGACUUUUUUUUUUAAACAUUUCGGUUAACUUCGUUAAACUGAACCGAACCGAUUUUGAAAAGAUUUCCGAACUAAACUGGACUCAAAAUCGAAGGUGAACCGAAAUUGAGAUGUUAUAUUACACGCAAACACUGAACCGGUUUAAAUUGUAAGUUGAUUUGUUGAAUUUGUGUUAGUAAAAUUGUAAAUCUAGAGCAGAAAAUACGUUAAUGAACAAAUAAGCGAUAAACCAGAAGAACUAAAACAUCGAAGUGAUUACUUGAAAACUGUUUAUAAUACUUGGUCAGAUGAGAUCAAAGCUCAAAUUACAAAGAAAUUGCACCAAAUAGCAAUUUUUUGCUUAAAAUAAGAGGUAUUUCAUCCAUUUCCUAAAAUCACUUAGACUUUUUUUUACACAUAUUAAAAAUAAUUAAAAUAUAUUUUAUAUUUUCAUUAAAUUAAAUUACAUCUAUUUAACCAAUACUAUUUAAUCAAUAAUAUUUAAGAUAAAUAACUUUAUUUAUAAAUUAAUAUAUUUUGCAAUUAAUUUAAUUGAAAUUCUAAAAUGAUAUUUUUAUGUACUAAAAAUGGCAAAUUGACAAUUUAAAAAAAUAGAAAGUAUUAAUUUAUAUGUUUUGUGUAUUUAAAAGGGGUUUAUAUAUCCGUGUGUGCAUGUAUUUAUUAGUACGUUAAGUUUUAUUAAGCCUAUGUUGAAUUAGGUUAGACUUGUGUCGGCGUGUGUAACAGGUUAUUAAGCUCAGAAGCAGAUUACCUUGGUUAACUUCUUGUGAUCAUCGAUUGCAUGCAGAUUCAUCGAUUUAUCUUAUUGUGAGUAUUUGUGUCACUGCUUUCUAUGUGUUACUUUGUGGUUUUGAUUGAAAAUUAAGUGUAGUGUUUGAUCUAAUUUUUAUUGCAGCUUUUAUUGCUAUUGAAAAUAAUGAUGACAACGAUGAACGAUCUUCCACAUGAUUUGAUAGGGGAAAAGAUACUCACCAAGGUUUCCAUAACAUCUCUGAUAGCGGUGCGGUGUACUUGCAAAUUAUGGAAUGCAUUAUCCAAAGAGUUUAUUGUCGGUAGAGAAACAUCAAGGCAGCAUCGUGAGUUUCUAGGCUUCAUGAUGGCAUCUAAUAAGAUUUACCCCUUUAGCUUCGAUAUACAAGGAAUCCGAAAGCACAACAGCUCGGUCGAUCCAUCAAUGAAGCAAGUAAAUUUACUUGAUCAAGUUGAGAUAUCUAAAGUCUUUCUCUGUGAUGGCUUACUGCUAUGCGUCACCAAGGACAACACCAAACUCUUGGUCUGGAACCCUUAUGUUGGGCAAACAAGGUGGAUCAGACCGAGAAAAUGUUUUAAAAAAUCAGACUUGUAUGCUAUUGGUUACGACAACAACAAUAAGGUCCGUAACUAUAAAAUCUUGAGACUUGAUCGUUAUUGUGGCAUUAGGUUGGAAAUCUACGACUUUAGUUCUGAUUCAUGGAGCGUUCUUGGUGUCAUCUCCCACUGUAUAAUUUAUCAGUUUAGACGCGGCGUGACUUUGAAGGGAUGUAAUUACUAUUUAGGCAGUGUGAGAAAAACAAGUACUGCACCUUCGUUUAAAAGCUGUUUGCUAUGUUUCGAUUAUACAAGGGAGAGAUAUGGACAGCCACUGCCUAUCCCGUAUAACAACAAUUUUCAUAAACAAGCUGUGUCUCUAUCUACAGCUAGAGAAGAGAAUAUCGCUGCACUUUAUUUUGAUUCUCGUCUUUAUGGGACAUCGGAGAUUUGGGUUACUAAUAAGAUUGAGCACAACGCGGUGUCCUGGAGCAAGUUUUUUAAGGUGGAGAUGACGAUGAUGAAUCAACUCAGAGUUCUUAAUUUUGGCUUGAAUGCUGAUAUUUUCUUCGUUGAUGAGGAGAAUAAAGUUGCGGUGGUUAUUACUAAUAGCCGAAGUCGCUCAUGCAAUCAACCAAAAGCUAGCAUCAUUGGAGAGGAUGGAUACUUCAAAUCUAUAAAAAUAGGAGAAAUGAAUUCAAAUCUCCCUACAGAGUUGUAUCCCCUACUUGUGUUUUCCCCUUAUAUUCCAAGCUUAGUGCAAAUCAACCGACCAUUGGAAAAAAAAAAGAGAAAGAGAUGCCUAACUGCCCUUGAUUAAAUUCUUGUAUCGUCCACUUUUGCAUUAUUUUUCUAUUUUCAUGUCAU